AUGGGGAAAACCCCCGUCAUUGGCUUGCUCGGCGGAGGCCAGCUCGGCCGCAUGCUCUGCGAAGCUGGCGGUCCUUUGGGAUACGAAAUUGCAGUUCUUGAUGAGGAGGGGUGUCCGGCCAAGCAGAUCAAUGCUAAUGAAAGGCACGUAUCCGGCUCCUUCACAGAUGCAGCCAAGGUGAGAGAGCUGGCUGCCCGCUGCGAUGUCCUUACCGUCGAGAUUGAGCAUGUCAAUACCGAGGUGCUCGAGGAGAUUGCAACAAAGGGUGUCCGAACCGCCUCUGGCGAGUUGCGAAAGGUGCCCGUUCACCCUUCAUGGCGCACCCUUCGACUGGUACAGGAUAAGCUGGAGCAGAAGGAGCAUUUCAAGGCUAGAGACGUUCGCAUUGCUGAGCAGAUGGCCUUGAGCGGGGGCGAACGCCUCGUUGAUUCGCUUACGGAAGCUUCCGAGAAGCUCGGCUUUCCCUUCAUGGUCAAGGCAAGAAAGGGUUCCUACGACGGCCGGGGCAACUUCAAAGUGAGAGGCCCGGAAGACUUUGGACCAGCCGUUGAAGCCCUGGGCAAGUUGCCGCUGUACGCCGAGAAAUGGGUUCCCUUUGUCAUGGAGCUGGCCGUCAUGGUGAUUCGGACAGAGGAUGACGAAGGCAACUGUACCGGAAUCUACUCAUACCCGACGGUAGAGACUACCCAUGUCGAUGAUGUUUGCAAGAUGGUUUUCAUGCCCCCUCGCAAUGUGGACGCCUCUGUCUGUGCCAAGGCACAGAAGUUGGCGGAGGAAGCCAUCAAGUCGCUGUGGGGACGAGGUGUCUUUGCCGUCGAAAUGUUUCUUCUGCAGGACGGAACCGUUGCAGUCAACGAGGUCGCUCCCCGGCCGCAUAACUCGGGCCACUACACCAUUGAAGCGGUGCCGUACAUGUCGCAGUACAAGGCCCAGCUCCGUGCCGUCCUAGACACUAUCCCCAACACCAUGAAGCUUACACCAAGAGCAUCUCAGUCAAUCAUGCUCAACAUUCUGGGCGGCGCCGCGGCUGACUCUCACGCAAAGCUAGUGAAGCUUACGGAGACGGAGUAUAUGGAGAACACGGAUACAUACCUGCACCUGUACGGCAAGGCCUCCAAGCCUGGUCGCAAGAUUGGUCACAUUACCUUUACCACACCCUCCUCCAAUGUCGAUCUGGAGAAGACGAUCGCCCCCUUCGUCGACGAGGUCGACGCCAUACGGCAGCGUCGCCUCGCCGUAUCAUCGGAGCAGAUGCGGCCAGUCGCUCGCUAA
Drechmeria coniospora is the source of this 1272-nucleotide messenger RNA. RefSeq lists its product as uncharacterized. Bases 1 to 1272 code for a protein of 423 amino acids. NCBI's taxonomy places the organism in Eukaryota, Fungi, Ascomycota, Sordariomycetes, Hypocreales, Ophiocordycipitaceae. The record is from RefSeq and is a predicted model, not a curated record. Gene Ontology annotation, molecular function: metal ion binding; phosphoribosylaminoimidazole carboxylase activity; ATP binding. The transcript has 2 exons. Gene Ontology annotation, biological process: 'de novo' IMP biosynthetic process.